This is a messenger RNA of Nerophis lumbriciformis (worm pipefish), 3222 nucleotides long. NCBI's taxonomy places the organism in Eukaryota, Metazoa, Chordata, Actinopteri, Syngnathiformes, Syngnathidae. The record is from RefSeq and is a predicted model, not a curated record.
AUGGCGGCGACCUGGACCGUACGAUCUCUUUGUUUAUUGUUUAUCUUCUGUCUGGCUGUGGAAGGGACGCGGGGCCGGGAGAGGGUCUAUUAUGUGGCUGCUGUCGAGGACUUGUGGGAUUACGCGCCAAGUGGAAAAAACCUAUUGAACGACGUGGACGUCGCAGAUGAUGAGCAUGCGUCAAUAUUUCUGGAGAGAGGACCCCAUCGUAUUGGCAGUGUUUAUAAGAAAGCCAUGUUUCGACAGUACACUGAUGCCACAUACAGUCAGCAAACCCCAAGGCCCACCUGGUUAGGCUUCCUAGGACCUGUACUGCGGGCGGAGGUUGACGACAUCAUUGUGGUCCACCUGAAAAACAUGGCAACCAGGAACUACUCAAUCCAUCCCCAUGGAGUUUUCUAUGAGAAGAACAUGGAAGGGGCACUUUAUCCAGAUGGGACCUCUGGUAACCUUAAGCAGGAUGACUCAGUACCACCAGGGGGAAGCUACACUUAUCGCUGGGAGGUCAGGCCUGAAUUUGCGCCGACUGAUGAUGACGCCAACUGCUUGACAUGGGUGUACCACUCUCACUUAGAUGCCCCCCGGGAUAUCGCCUCUGGACUUAUAGGGGCCCUGCUUACAUGUAAGAAAGGAAUCCUAAAGGAGCAUAGUGAAGAGGGGAGCGCUCGCAAUGACGUGAAUCAAGAUGUCUUCCUGAUGUUUAGCAUAGUGGAUGAGAAUUUGAGUUGGUACCUUGAAGACAACAUUCAGAGAUGUACGGAUGCAUCUGGGGUUGACCUGGAAGAUGAAGAUUUUGUGGAAUCAAACUUGAUGCAUGCCAUUAAUGGGUACAUGUUUGGUAACCUGCCCGGAAUUGAGCUAUGCCAGCACCGUGCUGUGUCUUGGCAUUUGUUUGGCAUGGGUAACGAGGUGGAUAUUCACUCUGCCUUUUUCCAUGGAAACACCUUACUGGACCGCGGCCACCGAACUGACGUGCUCAGCCUUUUCCCAGCUACUUUUGCUACAGCUGAGAUGGUGCCCACAGCGAACGGCAAGUGGCUGCUGACUUGCCAAGUUAAUGACCACCUGCAUGCCGGGAUGCAGGCAUUUUAUCAAGUGAAUUCCUGUGGCAAUGAGGCCAGCGCCAAACUGAUGAGUGGCAUUGUCAGGAAUUACUAUGUGGCAGCAGAGAAAAUACAGUGGAACUACGCUCCUUUGGAAAAAGACCUGAUCAAAAAUGUAUCCCUGACUGACGCAGGCAGUCCAUCAGAGGCAUUUUUUGGUAAAGAUGGCGGUCGGAUCGGCGGUACCUAUAUCAAAGUGAUAUACAAAGAAUACACAGAUAAUACUUUCCAGACUGAAAAAUUAAAGAAGCCUGAAGAUCUCCACUUGGGAAUCUUAGGUCCCAUCUUGAGGGCAGAGGAAGGAGAUACGCUCAAAGUGACAUUUUUCAAUCGAGCUGAUAGAAACUACAGCAUCCAUCCACAUGGCUUGCACUAUGAAAAACGCUUCCAAGGAAGCAACUAUGUCGACGGUGUUGAUAAACGUGGAGCCCACGUUGCUCCAGGGGAGAGAUUCACUUACACCUGGGAGGUCCUGGAAGGUCCAUCUUCAUCUGACUCUCCCUGCAUCCCCUAUUUGUACUACUCUGCAACAGCGCCUGUUGAGGACACAAACUCGGGAUUAGUAGGACCUCUGCUUGUGUGCAGAAAAGGAACAUUGGAACAAGACGGAACUCAGAAGGGUCUGGACAAGGAGUUCUUUCUUAUGUUUUCUGUCAUGGAUGAAAACCUCAGCUGGUAUUUGGAUGAGAACAUGCACAAAUUUGGCAGCAGUGAGACAAACGUAGAUGAUGAAGACUUCCAGGAAAGCAACAAGAUGCACGCUGUAAAUGGGCUCAUGUACGGGAACCUUCGUGGACUAGACAUGUGCGCCGGAGACAAAGUCACGUGGUACACCUUCGGUCUCGGCACCGAGGUGGACAUCCACGGUGUUUAUUUUGAAGGGAACACCUUCAAAAAGCAAGGCACCACACGGGACACUCUGAACCUCUUCCCUCACAGCACUGCAACUGUGGAGAUGCAACCAAACACUCCAGACACUUAUGAAGUGAGCUGCAGAGUAACAGACCACUACUCAGCCGGCAUGAAGCAGCAGUAUAGGGUGACCUCCUGCCCGGGCCACCAAAUGAACAGUUCACAUCCAGCUCCUAUCAAAACUGUGAAAUAUUUUAUUGCUGCUGAAGAAAUAGAGUGGGACUACUCACCCAGCAGGGAGUGGGAGCUGGAAAAACACCACAGCACAUCAGAGGACAGUCCAGGCAAUAUAUUUGUAGAAAAAGGGAAGAACAGAAUUGGUUCACGCUACCAAAAAGUUGUGUAUAAGGAAUACACGGAUGGAAGCUUCACAGUGGAGAAGAAAAGGAAUUCCAAUCAAGAACACCUGGGAAUUUUGGGUCCACUCAUCAAAUCCGAAGUGGGAGAACAGAUUGUAGUCACGUUCAAGAACAAAGCCAGGCAUCCUUUUAGCAUUACUGCACAUGGGGUAAAGACCUCUGGUCCUUCCCUUGCUGUUGACCCAGGAUACAUGACGGAGGAGGUUUGGAAUGUACCUGAAAGCUCCGGACCAGGGGACUCAGAUCCUAACUGCAUUUCCUACGCCUACUACUCUGACACCAACUUCAUCAAGGACAUGUACAGUGGUCUUCUGGGCCCGUUGGUGAUUUGCAAGCCUGGGACGCUAAAGGGUGAAGGGACCGACCGGCGCAGGCUCGACAUAGAGAAGGAGUUUGCCCUGUUUUUCAUGGUGCAUGACGAAAACCAGUCCCACUACUUGAAAGAGAACAUCAAAAAAUACCUCGGGGAAGACCCUGACACCUUCAUUCAGGAUGAAGACUUUGAGGAGAGCAACAAGAUGCACGGGAUUAAUGGAAAACUAUAUGGAAACCUCCAUGGAUUGGUGAUGACCCAGGGACAAAAGAUUAACUGGUAUUUACUCGGCAUGGGCAACGAAGUGGACAUGCACACUGUACACUUCCAUGCAGAGACUUUUACUUACAAGACUGACCGUGUACACCGGGCAGACGUGUUUGACCUGUUCCCCGGAACUUUUCAAACGGUGGAGAUGGUAGCUGGAAAUCCAGGCACGUGGCUGCUCCACUGUCACGUAACUGACCAUAUCCAUGCAGGCAUGGAAACGACCUUUACCAUCAACGGUAAGUUAGCAACACGCAUUUGUUGUUGA